Messenger RNA from Hyla sarda, 2960 nucleotides. It is a transcript of the gene VPS45, whose product is annotated as vacuolar protein sorting 45 homolog. Bases 524 to 2236 code for a protein of 570 amino acids. NCBI's taxonomy places the organism in Eukaryota, Metazoa, Chordata, Amphibia, Anura, Hylidae. Gene Ontology annotation, biological process: intracellular protein transport; vesicle-mediated transport. The record is from RefSeq and is a predicted model, not a curated record. Gene Ontology annotation, cellular component: Golgi membrane. The transcript has 15 exons.
CACAUAUAUGGAGGGACAGUAUAGUCACAUCCCCCAGACACUACUACAGCUACCAUCCUCCAAUACACAAUAGCGGUUUCUCUUUAUGCUUUCGUACUCGGGUCUCCGAGCGGCAGUCACGUGUGAGCGCUUAGCCAAUGAAAUACUGAGAAGCACGGUCAUGUGACCCAGGCUCCCUCAGGUAUUCAGGGGCUAUUGAGCGAGUAGGAAUACAGAAUAACGACGUCCUCUAUAGCGUUGGUGACUUCUCGGUCGUGUUUAUGGUGGAGUUCCUCCAUUCUAGUCUCCUCACUAGUAAAUUCGAAUAGAGUCAGCGUUAGGAGGACGUAAGCCAUACGACAGACUACAAUUCCCGGCGUACGUCGCGGGACGCGAUGACGUCAGUGACGCGCCUCCGUUUCCGCACACUGCAGUUUCCGCGGAUUCUCCUACAACUCCCAGCAUCCUUUGCGGUGACACCCCGGAAGUGAAGGUGUUGUUGGCAGAUUCCAGCUGAGACCGGGGAACCGAGUGCCGGGCGAUCAUGAACGUGGUUCUAGCGGUGAAGCAGUAUGUGUCCAAGAUGAUAGAGGACAGCGGGCCGGGCAUGAAGGUGCUGCUCAUGGACAAGGAGACGACAAGUGUGGUCAGCAUGGUGUACACCCAGUCGGAGAUCCUGCAGAAGGAGGUCUACCUUUUUGAGCGCAUCGACUCGGCCAAUCGGGAGAGCAUGAAGCACCUGAAGGCCAUAUGUUUCCUCAGGCCCACCAAGGAAAACGUUGAAUACUUGAUCAAGGAGCUGCGAAGGCCAAAGUACAGCGUCUAUUUCCUGUAUUUUAGCAAUGUGAUCAGCAAGAGUGAUGUGAAAUCUCUGGCCGAGGCAGACGAACAGGAGGUGGUGUCAGAAGUGCAGGAGUUUUAUGGAGAUUACAUUGCUGUGAAUCCCCACGUCUUUUCUUUAAACAUAGUAGGCUGCUAUCAGGGUAGGAACUGGGAUCCUGUCCAACUGUCUAGAACCACACAAGGACUGACCGCUCUGCUCCUCUCCCUGAAGAAAUGUCCCAUGAUCCGCUACCAGCUCUCUUCAGAAAUGGCUAAAAGACUGGCAGAAGGAGUCAAGCAAGUCAUUACUAAAGAGUAUGAACUGUUUGAUUUCCGACGCACAGAGGUGCCCCCUUUACUUCUCAUCCUGGACCGCUCUGAUGAUGCCAUCACACCUCUACUCAACCAGUGGACCUACCAGGCUAUGGUCCAUGAGUUACUCGGCAUCAACAACAACCGUAUUGACCUGUCUCGUGUGCCUGGAAUCAGCAAGGAUCUAAAGGAGGUUGUUCUAUCUGCAGAGAAUGAUGAGUUCUAUGCUAAUAACAUGUAUUUGAAUUUUGGAGAGAUUGGGACCAACAUUAAGAACUUGAUGGAAGAUUUCCAGAGGAAGAAACCUAAAGAACAGCAGAAGCUGGAGUCCAUCAACGAUAUGAAGGCUUUUGUAGAAAACUACCCUCAGUUCAAGAAAAUGUCCGGCCAUGUGUCCAAACAUGUGACUGUGGUAGGGGAGCUGUCACGGCUGGUGAGUGAGCGCCAUCUAAUGGAGGUGUCUGAAGUGGAACAGGAGUUGGCCUGUCAGAAUGACCAUUCCAAUGCUCUACAGAACGUGAAACGGCUCCUGCAGAACCAGCGCUUGUCAGAACUGGACGCCACGCGUUUAGUCAUGCUUUAUGCUCUGCACUAUGAGCGGCACAGCAACAAUGCUUUGCAGAGCCUCCUCACUGACCUCCGUAAUCGGGGAGUGUCUGAAAAGUAUCGGAGGCUGGUAUCUCCUGUGGUGGAGUUUGGUGGCAAGAGAGUGCGAGGCAGCGAUCUCUUCAGUCCAAAGGAUGCCGUGGCCAUCACCAAGCAGUUCUUUAAGGGACUUAAGGGGGUGGAGAACGUCUACACUCAGCACCAGCCAUUCCUCCUCGAUACCCUGGACCAGCUUAUUAAAGGAAAACUAAAGGACAACAUGUACCCGUAUGUGGGACCCAGCACACUGCGAGACAGGCCUCAAGAUAUCAUUGUCUUCAUGGUUGGAGGAGCAACUUAUGAAGAAGCUUCAACAGUGUAUCAUCUGAACCGGACAACACCAGGGGUCCGCAUUGUCCUUGGUGGAACCACCAUUCAUAAUACAAAGAGUUUCCUGGAAGAAGUCCAAGCAGCUGGUUUCCACGGCCGCCCUUCAGAAGCAUACCAGGGGGCGACACGGUCAUCAGUCAGGCGAUAAGGACAAAACACAUUGCAUUCCCAUCCGGUGUGGGUCCGGCCCUGCCCGUGCUGGGGGUCUGUGUGUCAUGCUGUGCACUACGUUCUUUCUCUCCUCCUCGAGAUUCCUCUUUUGUACAAUGUCUGUGUCAUCUCCGCAGGGUUUAUGUGCAUGCUGCAUUAUGUGAAGCUUCAGUUCUCCUAAUGGACAGCGAUAAACAUGGGCCUUUGGCUCUUCCCGAGAAUCCUUGGACAAGCACUUUUGAGACCCUAGAUGAAGCACAUGGAUCUACCUGGGGGGGGGAUUACCCAAUAACUAAUGCCAAGACCUAUGUCGGCUGGAUAGUCCUGUCCGUGUAAACAGAAGUGCUCUGUCGGGUUUUGGAUUUUCUGGGAGCAGGUGGACUCUUAUGAUUUGAUAUCCUUGUGGGGCAGGAAAAUACCCAGUGUGUGGUGGGGAGGUGAUCCUGAGGGAAAAAAGGGGGUGACUUUAUUUAGUAUGUGGGAAGGAUCUAAGAGAGAACUCUAUAGUGGAUGUAUUUGUUUACAAGUCUAAAACCCUCAUCUCCUGUGGAUCAGAAAUGGCACUGCCCCUUGGGCCCAAGAGCUUCACCAUUGGGCUCAUGUGAAAUGGCUUUAAAGGGGUACUCCACUGCUCAGUGUUUGGAACAAACUGUUCCAAACGCUGGAGUCGGCGCCUGGAGCUCGUGACAUCAUAGCCCCGCCCCCUCAUGAUGUCACCCCUC